CGUUGACACAUGGCGUUUAAUGCAACAACACAAGAAGGCUGUGAGCUCCGUUAAAGCUCUCGUAUGAGCUUACGAGAACUUUGACGCCAUGGUGUUGCUGUCAUGGCUGGAGAAUCUGAGCAGCUCCGUACUGUCACAUGUCAACAUUGUAGCUCUGAUAGUGUUCGUCAUAGUUUAUUAUGUGGUUAGCUUUUAUCAGAAACGACGGAACCUGGCAUAUAUUCCGCCAGGUCCGACGCCGUGGCCGGUAGUCGGCAACUUCGGCGGCUUUCUCAUCCCCUCUGUCGUCCGGAGGAGGUUUGGACGGCAGUCAGACAACACGUACGACAAAAGCGCUGUGUUUUUAUUAACUGAACUAGCAAAUACGUACGGAAGCGUUUACAGCCUCUUUGUCGGGAGUCAGCUGGUCGUUGUGCUCAACAGUUAUGAAGCGGUCAAGGAUGCCCUCUCAAACAAUUCCGAGGUUUUCUCCGACAGACCGGCCAUUCCUGCUAUCACCAUCAUGACGAAACGCAAAGGAAUAGUCUUUGCACCUUACGGGCCAGUAUGGAGACAACAGCGGAAGUUCUGCCACGCCACACUCCGAAACUUUGGUCUGGGGAAGUUGAGCUUGGAACCUUGUAUCCUGCAAGGCUUGGCUACCAUCAAAACAGAGCUGUUGCGGCUGAAUGAGGAGUCUGGUGGCGCCGGUGUGGAUCUGGCCCCACUGAUCAGCAGCGCCGUGUCAAACGUCAUCUGCUCCCUGAUCAUGGGUCAGCGCUUCCACCAUGAAGACCUCGAGUUCCGCACCUUGCUGGACCUGAUGGUUCGUGGACUGGAGAUCUGUGUGAACAGUCCUGCGCUCCUCAUCAACAUUUUUCCACUGCUGUACUACUUGCCCUUUGGGGCCUUCAAAGAGCUACGGCAGGUGGAAAGAGACAUCACAGCAUUUCUGAAGAGGAUUAUUGCUGAGCACCGAGAAACAUUAGAUCCCGAAAACCCAAGGGAUCUUACUGACAUGUACUUGAUAGAGAUGUUGGCCCAGCGAGCUGCUGGGGAGGAGGACAGCAGCUUCACAGAAGAUUAUCUCUUUUAUAUUAUAGGAGAUCUCUUCAUUGCCGGCACUGACACCACAGCUAAUUCAAUUUUGUGGAUUCUGCUCUACAUGGUCUUACACCCUGAUAUCCAAGACAAGGUCCAGGCAGAGAUUGAUGAGGUGGUGGGUUCACAUCGCGUUCCAUCUUUGACUGAUAAGGGACGUUUGCCUUUCACCGAAGCCACCAUCAUGGAGGUGCAGCGACUGAGUGUAGCGGUUCCUCUGGCUAUUCCUCACAUGGCCUCCGAAACUAUAGAGUUCAGAGGCUACACUAUUCCCAAAGGAACGGUUGUUUUUCCCAACCUGUGGUCCGUCCAUAGAGAUCCUACUGUUUGGGAGGACGCAGACAGUUUCAAGCCAACACGUUUCUUGGACACUGAGGGAAAGUUGCUCAGGAAAGAGUGUUUUAUACCUUUCGGGAUUGGUCGCAGGGUGUGCAUGGGUGAACAGCUGGCGAAGAUGGAGAUGUUCCUGACGGUUACCAGCUUGCUGCAGGCCUUCAAAUUCAGACUCCCAGAGGGAAUGGCUCCGCCUCCUCUGCAUGGACGGUUUGGCCUGACGCUGGCACCCUUCCCAUACACUGUGUGCGUGAGCCUUCGUAGAUGAAGUGAAAGUGCAAUAUUUGGCAUGAACAGAUUUUCUGUAAACUGGGUGCUUUGAUGCUAAGGACCUCAGAGGAGACCGGUGUUGUUGGACACAUAAUACGUAAAUCAUGCUGGAGAGAUGUACUGAUAUUUUUCACUUAGUGAGGUGUUUGGGGAAAGAAAGAUUUUAGGUUUCUGCACAAGAGUUUAGAAAUAUAUUUCCUUACAGACACGAUCAAUGGAUUAUUGGCAACUUGUCAGUAAAAACACAUUAUGUUAAUAACACUUACCUCAGUUUAUCAUGAAUAUUUAUCUUUGGGUGCAUUUUUUACUCUUUUCACUGUUUUAAGUUAUUGGCAUUUUAGGAUGGGAUUCAGUGUAGCACUGAGAGGAAUUUAAUAGGACAAAGGAAUAGUUGGCUCAAUGCUAACAACUCUGUUACUGACACAAACACAUGCUGUAUCUGUUGUACUGUACCUUCGUUUGCUCUGAGUACAAAAGACAUUGUGAAACUGGAGCGCUGCUCAUUUAAUCAUUUUAUCAUUUAAAUCAUUUUUUUAAAUAAAAGAAUAAAAGAUUUGGUUCUGAAACUGA
This is a messenger RNA of Scatophagus argus, 2253 nucleotides long. It is a transcript of the gene cyp2u1, whose product is annotated as cytochrome P450 2U1. Gene Ontology annotation, cellular component: intracellular membrane-bounded organelle; cytoplasm. The transcript is spliced from 5 exons. Bases 89 to 1681 code for a protein of 530 amino acids. Gene Ontology annotation, biological process: xenobiotic metabolic process. NCBI's taxonomy places the organism in Eukaryota, Metazoa, Chordata, Actinopteri, Scatophagidae. Gene Ontology annotation, molecular function: heme binding; oxidoreductase activity, acting on paired donors, with incorporation or reduction of molecular oxygen, reduced flavin or flavoprotein as one donor, and incorporation of one atom of oxygen; iron ion binding. The record is from RefSeq and is a predicted model, not a curated record.